Messenger RNA from Hydra vulgaris (swiftwater hydra), 1183 nucleotides. RefSeq lists its product as uncharacterized. The record is from RefSeq and is a predicted model, not a curated record. NCBI's taxonomy places the organism in Eukaryota, Metazoa, Cnidaria, Hydrozoa, Anthoathecata, Hydridae.
GAUUUUAAAGAUUUAUUACAUAAAUAAGGAUUUUUUUAAAUAGAUUACAAUUUUGUUACUUUUUAGUUAAUUAUGGCUUUUUCAAAAGUGAAAUGGGUUGAACCACAUGCAAAUGGAUCAAGUAAAAUUCAGUAUGGCACUGUGCCAACCAACUGGAUUGAAAAAGAAGAAGGGCAAGAGUUUAUUUGUUGGCCUUGCAAUGCAAAACAUGUAGAGCCACACAUAAAGCGUUGCCAAAAUCCUGCAGCUAAUUGGGUUUUUUUUGUUUUAAUGCAACAUUUCGGAAGUGCAGACAGUUACAUCGGUUGUGAUUCAAUUAAAACAUGCUCUGAAUCUGAAUCAGACCACAAUUCACAAUUGGGGAAAAGGAAAUACAACCAAGUAGAUUCAUAUGCCUGUCAAAAGCAAUCAGAAAAAAGAUUAGCUAAUGCAACAAAAUCAAAAGCAAAAAAAUCAAGUUAUAUAGAAACAAGUGACGAUGAAGUCUGUUUUUCCAGUACACCAUUUCUAAAAUUAGACGAUACUGGUUCUUCUUGUGUAUAUUCAUACAAUAAUUCUGCGACAAUUAUUUCCAGUGAAGGGUUAACUUGUGAAAAAAUGAUUAAUAAAGAAAUUUGUGAGAGCUUGGCAAACAGAUAAAGACAUUAUUUCGGAUCAAACCUUUAAACGAACAAUGUUAGCAGCAAUUGCACGUCUAGAAAAAAAACUUCAAUGACUUUAAAGCCUCAUUUGAGCAGAAUGAUUUAAAAACUUUAGUCGAACCUUUACAUUUAUCAAAACUACGAUUUGAUGAAAUCUUGGAUCUGGAAGUUAAUCUUUAAGCUGAUAGUAAAAGAAAGGAUUCUGCAGUAGAAUCAUUAUGUAAUGUGGGUGGAAAAUCUACAAUAGAUAUAACAUACAAUGAAAUGAAAAAAGUGAUGAGUGACGAGGCUUCCAGCCACUUCAAUAUAAAAGGCAGUUCUUAGAAAAUCUCAUUUUGUGGAAAGUGCCCAAUAUUGUUUUCUGCUAUAAAUGAUGCCAUCAAAUUACAAGAUGAAUCAGCUAAAGAUAGCGACAUAACAACCGCAAUAGGAAAGUGGCUACGUAUGCAUGGCACACUGUUUAAACGUCAAACGACAGAAUAACAAUAAAAUAACAAAUAACAUCGUUUUGACUGAAAAAAAGAAAAUAUUUUACUUGUUAA